ACGCAUUACCAACCUUACCCGUUAGGAGUAACGAUAACACGAAUCCACCUAGUACAACCCACGUCACUUGGAACUUCUCAUCCGUGUACACUUCCCAGUUGUAUUAUCCCUGACAGCAGAUACACUCAGGCUAAUUAUUGUUUACCGUAGACACGAGGCACUGCGCGCGCCACUGAAAUGGAUGGAAUCAUAAUUCCUGAUAAUUAGCUUGUAACAUAGUUGCUUCAUCGAUCCCAACGUAUCCAGCGGCGGUUGGGUUAGAGACUCCAGCGGAAUGGCAAUAAUUGCAUAACUGCCGAGAUUCGCGACGUUAAAAUUCCAGUCGGUAUAAAAUUCAAGUUUUUUUUUUUUCAAUACCAGUGCUAAGUACUGUCCGGAUGCUUACGUGCGAGUACGCGUCGCUAAUUUAUCCCUACCGUACCGAUUACCUCUAGUGGCGAGCUUUAUAAAUUGACUUAAAUUAAUUAACACGAAGGAACGGACUCUCGUUCCAGGCAUUGAGACAAGGAGAAAGAGCACAGACGCCGCGAGCCUCGGAUUUCGUCCUUUUUACUUAACUUUAUUUAUUGCCACGUGGGAAAUGCGGAAGGUAGUUCGACUUCACGGGCCAUUCGAGACUGUGAGGUAGCAGCGAGUGAAAAGGAAUUUUUUCUUGUACCGGUAUCUCGUAUGGUCGAUGUCAAGCCUAGUAGUCUGGUCGGUAUAGUUGGGAAGUGCCACGCGGUUUGGUGUAAUUGAAAUUAGUGAAUAAAAAUCGGAAGUCACGGACAACCGAGUCCCCGCGACGAUUAAAACGCUUUUACGAAAUUGUAGGCAAACAGCGGCUAAGUGGCUGUCAUUCGUUACUCGAGGCAGUCUGUAAGUCGCCCUGUGAGCAAUCAAUCACUCGACAUCCUACACCCUGCAACCCCCCGAGGCCAUUACAUUUCUAUUUUGAAAGCUGCUUAUUAAGCGGGGCCGACUGAAGAGACAGACAGGUUUCACGGUAUAAAAUAUCGGGUUGCCGUAGCGCAGGGACUCUUCUACGUGGUGGUGGUGCGGUUAGGUCGGUUGGUCUUCUAUAGCGAUAGAGCGAGAGAGCGAGAGGUAGGGAAGCUGUAAGGAGGGCUAGGGCUGUAAAAGCGGUGAAAUAUCAAAGCCGGGAUGGGAGCUGUCAUCGUCGGGCCAACAUCAUGGGUGGCGUGUUGAAUUAGAAUGCCUUCCCACACCAGAGACCCUCGAAACUCUGCCACGUUUCCCCCACUGGAGCGAUACUUGGUGGUGGGGAUGACAGGCUUGCUUGGUUAGCCUCGGUGGUGGGGGAAUAGGUUGAGCAGAUGGCGCUGCAUUCGCGCUCGGUCUCGCGUCCCGAGAAGUUCGUACGUACCGUCACUAUUUUCCUGGAUUUCAAAGCGUACGUGUCGUUCCAACGAAAAUCUAACCGUGUGUUUAUUAACGGGAGGGAGUGCCGAUUAUUUUCGGCUUGACGAUAAAUAAACGUUUGUUAUCUUGUCCGAGGAUAUUUAAAUAUUUUUUACGUGUUGUGCAACAUUCUUUUUUUUUUGAGUGCGUCAAGAGAACAUAGUGCGAGAACAAAUGGUUGUACUUGAGGAAGGCGGUAUGCUGACCACUGGACACAAUCAGUACUUACAACCGGAUUAUCUUUCUCCGCUUCCAACUACGUUGGAUGCGAAAAAGAGUCCACUGGCGUUACUAGCCCAGACAUGCAGCCAAAUCGGUGCGGAUUCCCCGACGAAGCCUCUGAUCUCGCCCCUGGAAAAGCCACCGAAGGGAAUCGUUUCGUCAAACGCUAGAUCGCCGCCUGCAGCCAAGAUGGAUCGCACGCGUUGCAGUCCGUCGGAAGCGAAGCCGCUGGCGUUCAAGCCAUACGAAACAAACGUAUUCACGAAGAAGACUCAGGACGACGGACGCCCUACGUCCAAGGCUAGUGUGCACAGUGUCAGUGGGCAGGAUAGUGUGAGUGCGAGUGAGAACAAUAACGUCGAGAAAAAGUCAUCGGGAAGUCGUACACCGCUCGGAAGGAAAUCCGCAUCGCCGGCGGUAAACAACGCAAGCGGAACCCCAUCGGCAGACCGCAAGACACCAGCGGAUCGGGAAAAGACGAACGAUUCCCCAAGAAAUAACAAUGGCGCGAGUCCCAUUAUCCGAUCCGGAAUGGAAAUUCUAUCAGGACAUACCAAGGAAUCCGCGUUGGCCGGAUAUAAGCCCGGUGCCGCUCUGUCAGGAUUCGGCGGUAAUCCUUUGUGCUGUCCGCCAGGACUGGCCGAGAAUCCUGCAUUCAGACCACCGUUUGCUGGCGCUUCGCCAUUCUCUCAUCACCAUGCAGCCGCGGCUGCUCUUCUUGGAUAUCCGCCUUCCGCUUCGGCAGCUACCGGAAGUCCUUACCUGAGCUACGCUCGUGUGAAAACACCAGCCGGCGGUGAGGCGCUCGUUCCCGUCUGUAAGGAUCCGUAUUGCACGGGCUGUCAGUACAGUAUGCACAAUGCUCAGAUGAUGAUGGGCGCAGGAUCAUGCCCCAGCGGAUGCACCCAGUGCGACCAUCAGAAAUACGGAUUGGCGAUGGCCUUAUCAUCCUUGGGACCGAUGCCGCCACCAUCCUUAUCGUACCCUUCGUCCCUUGCCGGUGGCCGACCCUACGUCUGUAAUUGGAUCGCCGGCGAAUCCUACUGCGGGAAGAGAUUCACCACCUCCGAGGAGCUCCUGCAGCAUCUUCGAAGUCACACGAGCCUUGGCAGCAACGACCACGCGACAUCGGCGUUACUGGGCAGUCCCCAUCCUCACCCACUGUUAUCACCUUCGGCGGCCCUUCAUCGCGCAGCUGGCGGAUCUUAUCCAGCACCGUCCCUCAGCCCGCUGAGUGCCAGAUAUCAUCCCUAUGGUAAACCACCCACAGGACCGUUGCCAGCAUCCUUGGCUGCGUCUCCCUACAGCGCAUUUAACGCGCUGGGUCCAUACUACUCCCCAUAUGCAAUCUACGGUCAACGGAUCGGUGCUGCCGUUCAUCCUUAAGGACCCCAGGACGUGACACGUGGGUUAUGAAAACUUGUGAGACGAGAGGACGAAGGCUUCUUUGGGACUGUACUGUAAAUAUUUGGCGCGUCGCAUGCGCUGUUUGUAAUAUAGAAAUUAUUUAAAAGAAUGCAUAAAUUAAAUAUUAUUAAAGUUUAUAUUAUUAUUAUUAUUGCUGUUUUAAAUCGGCUGAGGGUCGGAGUGAGCUGUCGGCUCGAGGGAGAGAGCGGUAACUCGAAAUUAUACGCCUAUUAAAAUUUGAUCGAUUUACGGUCGGGUAUUAUUGAACGACUACGUUUCACGAUUGUCCACUCGAUAUAAAUUAUCAAGCAAUCUCGUGCUGCUGUCAGAACUGUCGGAGUCCUACUAUUGUUAUUCCCUUGUUGGCGCGACGAACGCGCCGGGCAGUCGCUGCGAGCUUAAGGAGUCAUCGGAUGACGCCUCGUAAUCAUUGGGUUGGACACACUCGCCCCGCUUCAGCUGGCGUUUCGAGUGGUUAACGCUGAUUUUGCAUUCGAUCAUUUCCAUAGGCUCGCCGUGCACGAAAGAGAAUUCGUUCGCGAGGGGCAAACGCGUUCAAUGUCCAUAAUGUAACUGUGAUAUAAAAUGUUCUCUUUGAAGAGGGCAAGACAAAAAUAUUAUUACACGCUGUCGAUUGCAAGAAAAAAGUUUUACAGUCUAAUUUAUUGGGAAAACCGUAUCUCGACGGGAGACUGAAAGCGAUGUGAAUUGAGAAGGGGAAAAAAGAAACGAGGGUUAAACAUAAAAUACAACGGGGACAAAGGUAUCUUGAAACGUAUAAAAUAAAGAAUUGUUUAAUGAACAAUUUUGUUCAGGAUAAAAAAAAAAUGUGUGCAUCACUAUUUAAAAAGCCCUUAAUAAAAUGUCUGGUGCUAUUCAUAUUAAUGGGGUAGAAUAUUUGUGGCUGCACUAAGACGGAGAGUCUACAGGGGCGCGUAACGACGCUUUGCGUUGUCCGAGAGGAAACAAGAGGAACUAUAUAUAUAUAUAUAUAAAAGAAAAUAGUACCCUACCGAGGUAUAGAGGUAUUACGAUACGUCGUUCUGAAAUGUAAAUACGAUUUGUAAAUAUCGUUGAGUUUCCAUACCGCUUUAAUAAACAUGUUUGUAGAAUCACA
Molecule: messenger RNA, 4147 nt
Organism: Cephus cinctus (wheat stem sawfly)
Lineage: Eukaryota; Metazoa; Arthropoda; Insecta; Hymenoptera; Cephidae
Gene: noc
Product: zinc finger protein Noc
Exons: 2
Coding region: 1576-3009 (477 amino acids)
Biological process (GO): negative regulation of DNA-templated transcription
Cellular component (GO): nucleus
Source: RefSeq, a predicted model, not a curated record